This is a messenger RNA of Diachasmimorpha longicaudata, 2072 nucleotides long. It is a transcript of the gene KdelR, whose product is annotated as KDEL receptor. Gene Ontology annotation, cellular component: membrane; cis-Golgi network; endoplasmic reticulum. Gene Ontology annotation, biological process: protein retention in ER lumen; endoplasmic reticulum to Golgi vesicle-mediated transport. The coding region runs from base 164 to 802 and encodes 212 amino acids. The record is from RefSeq and is a predicted model, not a curated record. Gene Ontology annotation, molecular function: ER lumen protein retrieval receptor activity. NCBI's taxonomy places the organism in Eukaryota, Metazoa, Arthropoda, Insecta, Hymenoptera, Braconidae. The transcript is spliced from 3 exons.
UUGUGUAAGCACAAUUCCCAUAGCCACGUCAUAUUUGUGUGCCGUGGCUGUCGAUUUGUGCGGUUGUGCGUGAGUCUCUCGUCCAAUACCCCCGUGUUUUAACCACAAAAAUCCCAACAAUUAACCACUGAAUUAUUGGUCCCAGCGUCGAUAGUCCCGCGACAUGAACAUAUUCCGAUUGCUCGGUGAUUUAUCGCAUCUCCUAGCGAUCAUAGUUCUAUUGCUUAAAAUAUGGACUACCAGGAGUUGUGCCGGCAUAAGCGGAAAAUCCCAGAUACUUUUUGCCAUUGUGUACAUCACGAGAUAUCUCGAUCUCUUCACCACCUACAUUUCGGCAUACAACACGUUUAUGAAGUUUAUCUUCAUUAGUGCCUCAGUGGCUACUAUCUUCUUGAUGUAUGUCAAAUUCAAGGCGACCUACGAUCACAAUCAUGACUCGUUCCGGAUUGAAUUUUUGAUAGCCCCAGCUCUGGUUCUCGCCCUUCUCAUCAACCACGAGUUCACCCCCCUGGAGAUCCUCUGGACUUUCAGUAUUUACCUCGAAUCAGUGGCAAUAUUGCCCCAAUUAUUCUUGGUCUCGAAGACUGGUGAAGCCGAGAGUAUUACAAGCCACUACCUCUUCGCCCUUGGCUCAUACCGCGGCCUCUAUCUCCUAAACUGGGUGUAUCGUUACUACGCCGAAGAUCACUACGAUCUCAUUGCCAUUGUCGCGGGUGGUGUACAGACUGUACUGUACUGCGAUUUCUUCUAUUUGUAUAUUACCAAAGUACUCAAGGGCAAGAAACUUCAGUUACCAGCUUAGCCACAAUGAGUGAAUUGAAUAUAAAAUCAUUUAAUUACAUUUAUUUCGUGAAAAAAAAAAUCUCGACAAAAUCAAUUACUGAAUGCAGUUAUUGCUACUACUGACCUGGCACGCCGUUAGAAUCAUCGAGUGAGUGAGGGGAUUGUUCAAGGUCAAUGUCUUGAACCAUUAUAACGAAAAUUCGCACAAGUUUUCAUCUUUUCGCGGGGGGAAAUGAGGAUAGAUCGGCUCGUCAGAGUGAAAUAAAAAAAAAAAUUCUCAAGACAUUUUAUUCAAGAUUCAAAAUUCAUCCGAAUGCAUUUUCCCUGUGCUCUACCUGAGCCAAAUCCCCUUCAAUUUCUCACGUAUCAUCCGAUUUUUUCAUGCAUCCUCUUCCCUCCCUCCAACCUCUUGUAAAUACUUUAGAAACUGGUGGUGAGUGUCUACGGCGAUGGAAAUUUUCAAAUUCAUCGGGAGAAAAAUUUCUUACUGAGAAAAUAACAAAGGCGCGCGUUUAAAGUGUCAAUCACGUCAAUCGAGCGCUUCGCGGGAUGUUGAGAGAGCUGAGGGGAUACGAAUACUUUCGACAUUCUUUUGAACUAUUAGUCACUCAAAUAAAUUCAUUGAGUCAGCAGUCACCUGAGACUCACGAUUGGCCCUAAGAAUUUUAAAAAAUUUCUCGGGGUAUCUGAGGAAAAAUCUCGAAAAUUUAGAGAAAUAAAAGAAUUAUGUAAAUCUCUGUUUUACAGGUUUUGUUUUUUCUCUACUGAAAAAAUGUGGAAAGGAAAAUUUUGCUCUCUUGGGGUUUGAGAUAUUUGGCAUAAAAAAUGUUCCAGAACAACAUUAGGCACGAAAAAAUUUGAUAAAAUAGAGGAAAUUUCCUGUUUCCUAUAAAUUCCCCAGUUUUUCAAAAUAUCCAAUUAAUAUUGACUACUUGAAAUAUUUGGUAGGUAUUGAGCCAAAAAUUGGUGAAUUAUUAUUAUUGAAAAAAUCGAAGGUAUCUGUUUCCCCCACUCUCCUCCAAUAGUAGAUAUUAUUAAUUAAAAGUAAUUAUUAUGGAGUAACUGAAAAAUACACAUACGUUUCUGUCUGCCCGUAAUAUUUAAGUUGUUCUAUUUUUAUUGAAAGUAAUUAAAACAAUGACUACAACGUAAUUGUGUUUUUUAUUAUCUGCAUCGAGAUGACACAUAUUUUAUCAGGUCUGUCAUAUGGAUUGUCUCGUGGAGGGUUGUCAGCUGGCUCCAGACCCUGAUGAGCCCAUUCUGAAGAGUCAUGUCGUCUACGACGACAA